Messenger RNA from Lactuca sativa (garden lettuce), 1772 nucleotides. RefSeq lists its product as uncharacterized. The record is from RefSeq and is a predicted model, not a curated record. NCBI's taxonomy places the organism in Eukaryota, Viridiplantae, Streptophyta, Magnoliopsida, Asterales, Asteraceae.
AUGACCUAUCAUCGUUCUAGAUCUCAGAACCGUCCACCGUCUCCAUCAAUGGCGAAACUUCACUCCAAACUCUCUCGAAUUGUUUAUCGCCAUGAUCAACUCAAGCUCUCAUUCACUCACCUAAAAUCUCAGAUCAAAAACGGUUUGCUCGAGGCAGAAGACGUUUUCAGUUCGUUAGCUGUUCCAUUGAUGAAACUCGUCGGUUUGAAAAGCGCUGAAAUGGCUGAAGAAGGAAGAUCAAGCACCAUUAUGAAGAUCAGCUUACAUACUCAAGGAACUUGUGAAGACAUGAUUAGAGUUGACACGCAGAAGGUAUUGUCAACUGGCGAGAGGGAAAACACAAUUCAUAGACUGGAGGAAGACUAUACAAAUAGCGUGAUGACUGCAGGCAAAGAGAUUAUCCAGAAACAGAAAUUGCAGCUGACCCAACUGCUGCAGCUUCUGAAACAAGUAGAGAGUUGUGUUAAUUCUAGUCAGAAAAGCAUGUUUCAGACAAUUGAUGACCACAAGGACAAUAUCAACACAUUUAUCAAAAAAGCUGCCAAUUAUAUAUCCGCAAUUCAACAGUCAAGCCAUGAUGGUAGGGCCUUCACCAUCACACUUAAGCUCCUGAAAGCUAUAUAUGAACAUGUCUGUGCAGUCCUCAGCUCAAUUGAGGGUGGGGUGGACAAUCUGGUCAACAAAUUAACUGAGCAAAUGGGUAAGCCAAUGAUUGAGUAUGUCAAAAGCUUUAAGGCUGAAAUGACAACAGGCACAUGUCAUCGUCUAUUGGUUGCAUUGGAGGAUAUGAGAGAAGUGGCAAGGGACAGAAGGGUAGAAUUGGCACAAGCAAGGAAAAAGGUCAGAACAGCAGAAGAAAGGACACUUCAAGCAUUAAGCAAGUUGAGAGAAUCAGAAGAAAGAAUGAAGAGAAUGAGACAGAUUAAUAAAAGACAUGAGUCUUCUCGGCAUUAUCCCAUGCACAAAUUAUUAGCACAACAGAAUGAGCAAACUAAAGAUGACAAGUUGCUGUGGGAACUACUUAAAAUGAAACAAAAAUGCCAACAACCUGAGAGUCCAUUUGGAGCACAAGAGCUUCAUCCGGUUGGAAUCAAUACCAAACACCACCGUAAGUCAACAAUGGUCAACAACCCAUCCAUCACUUCUACAUCUACACAAUCUUACACUAAAUCAAAAGUGCUCCCAAUCUCAUUGGAAUUGGGUCUGGGUGGAUCGCCUUCAGUAACAACAAAACAAGCCUGAUCACGCGAACAUGUUGCUCACUGAAUUCGCACAUAAAAAAGGUUAGUGUAUAAAAGGGAAAGUGAUGAGUAAUUUUUGUUUCUGGCGAUAUUAGGUCUUCAAAUCAUAGUUCCUCAGGAAUCCAAAGACAUGGUGGGUGAUGGCAGUGCAAUAGACCGACGAUGUCAAGGGCACAUGUGAUUUUGCAUCGAUUUUCCAGUAGGAUAAGGUUUAGAAGUGUAAGAGCGAUGAUCUUGUCGACGAAAAUGGAUCCUCAAAUCACCGAUGGUUUCAGGGUGGGCGGUGGUGGGGCAAAAGACUGUUGAUCUCUUUUGUGGUUGUCUAGUGUUUACGAAACAAGUGUAGCAUCGGACCAAUGGUUUUCAGCUCAACAGUUGUGGUGUAUCUGUGGUUUUCGAUAAUAUGUGGGAGGGACGAGAGUGACAGUAAGGCGAUUAUAGAGUUUGGGAUAUGGAUGUUGGGGCCCACAUAUAUUAUUCAACAAUUUUUAGUAAGUUAAUAAUAUUAAUAAAAGCAUUUAAACUAAAAAA